AUGAGCCUAGAUCGCCAGAAGGCCACCCCAGCAGAUGAGACGAAAACUUCAGAGAACGACAUUCUACCUCCUCGCUCUCAAUUUCCCUCGUCGCCCGAUCUCAUGAAGGGAAGAGGCCCCGAUACGACACCAUUUCUCGUUGAUCUCAAAUGCAGGAUAUCCGAACCAGUGGUCGCGGCGUUUUUUGCCGGAGGUGUCGCUGGUGCUGUGUCUAGGACGAUCGUGUCACCUCUCGAACGUCUUAAAAUUCUACUCCAGAUUCAGUCAGUCGGUAGAGAAGAGUACAGGCUGUCUAUAUGGAAAGCCCUUGUAAAAAUAGGCAAGGAAGAGGGGUGGAAAGGAUACAUGCGAGGGAACGGCACGAAUUGCAUCCGCAUCAUUCCCUAUUCUGCUGUCCAGUUUGGAAGCUAUAACUUCUAUAAGCGAUUUGCUGAGCCUAGUCCGGGUGCUGAUUUGUCCCCCAUGAGACGUCUCAUCUGUGGGGGAGCUGCUGGCAUAACAUCAGUAACUGUCACGUACCCAUUGGAUAUUGUUCGAACGAGGCUGUCCAUUCAAUCGGCUUCUUUUGUCGCGCUUGGGGAUCGGGGCAACAGUACCAAGCUUCCCGGCAUGUUUCGAACCAUGAUUUUGAUAUAUAGGAACGAAGGAGGCAUUGUAGCACUUUACCGCGGCAUAACCCCGACAGUUGCUGGUGUUGCGCCAUAUGUCGGCUUAAAUUUCAUGGCAUAUGAAUCUAUCCGAUCAUAUUUGACUCCUGAGGGCGAGAAAACCCCCGGCUCCAUGCGUAAACUGCUUGCUGGUGCCAUCUCAGGGGCAGUCGCUCAGACAUGCACAUAUCCCUUUGAUGUUCUCCGACGGCGUUUCCAAAUAAACACAAUGUCUGGACUCGGUUACAAAUACAAGUCUAUCUGGGAUGCAGUAAGAGUCAUCAUAGCCGAGGAAGGCCCCCGCGGACUUUUUAAAGGAAUUGUGCCCAAUCUUCUUAAAGUCGCCCCCAGCAUGGCCAGCAGUUGGCUAAGCUUUGAGUUGACGCGCGACUUCCUUGUGUCUCUCGAUGAACAUUAA
Molecule: messenger RNA, 1065 nt
Organism: Aspergillus affinis
Lineage: Eukaryota; Fungi; Ascomycota; Eurotiomycetes; Eurotiales; Aspergillaceae
Product: putative mitochondrial carrier protein
Exons: 5
Coding region: 1-1065 (354 amino acids)
Biological process (GO): transmembrane transport
Source: RefSeq, a predicted model, not a curated record